This is a messenger RNA of Pyricularia oryzae 70-15, 739 nucleotides long. RefSeq names its product ATP synthase subunit D. The record is from RefSeq and is a predicted model, not a curated record. Gene Ontology annotation, biological process: proton motive force-driven ATP synthesis. Gene Ontology annotation, molecular function: proton transmembrane transporter activity. Lineage: Eukaryota; Fungi; Ascomycota; Sordariomycetes; Magnaporthales; Pyriculariaceae. The transcript has 4 exons. The coding region runs from base 62 to 583 and encodes 173 amino acids.
GCGACAACGACGACUUCGUUUUCAAUCUCCACUCCUCCAAACACGCACAUCAACCGCAAAAAUGGCCGCACGAAGCGCAGCUCUCAAGAUCGACUGGGCCCAGGUCACCACCUCGCUGGGCCUCCGUGGCCAGACGGCCGCCUCGCUCCAGGCUUUCAAGAAGCGUAACGACGACGUCAGGCGCAAGGUCCAGCAGCUGUCCCAGCAGUCUACCCAGGUCGACUUUGCCCACUACCGCUCCGUCCUCAAGAACCAGGCCAUCGUCGACGAGAUCGAGAAGCGCUUCGCCGCCUUCAAGCCCGCCACCUACGAUGUCUCGCGCCAGCUCAAGGCCAUCGACGCCUUCGAGGUCGAGGCCGUCAAGAACGCCGAAGCCACCAAGAACCAGGUCGACAUGACCCUCAAGGACCUCCAGAAGACCCUCGAGAACAUUGAGACUGCCAGGCCGUUCGAGGACCUCACUGUUGAUGAGGUUGCCGCUGCCGAGCCCUCGAUUGACGAGAAGACCGCCAAGUUGGUCUCCAAGGGCCGCUGGCAGGUGCCUGGAUACAAGGAGAAAUUCGGCGACCUGUCCGUGCUAUAAGCAUCUCGACCGCGACCUUGUUCCCUUUGUGUACUCUAGCAUUGUAGAUAGGCGAGAUCGAACCGGCAGCAUCGAAAAGGGGCCGACUAGACUAUUUCUACAGAAUUCUGCAAUAUCACGCCAUAUCUUUAAUCAAAACCUACUGUGUCGAUUCCG